AUGGCGGGACAACCUCAGGCGCCCAAGAAGUGUCACAACUGUCGCCGGCAGCGCCUCCGGUGUGACCGGUCUUAUCCGCAGUGUAACAAGUGCGUUCUCUCAGGCAAGGAAUGUCUUGGGUAUGGCCAGCUGCUCCGAUGGACCGGGGCGGUGGCGUCCCGUGGUAAGUUGGCAGGCAAAACAUCCAGCGCUGAUGUGUCCUUGCCCUCAGGCCAGAAGUUGGGAGGAGAUGAGGAUGAAGAUUCUCCAGAGGAUGAAGCUUCGGAGGUCAUAGAUGCCACUGCUUCAAGAAAUGAGACCAAGGCCUCCGAUAUGCAGCUUGUUGCUCAGGACCGUGUCUCAGACGCACUGUACGACAAACCCUGGGUCCUGGCUGACCCUGUCUUUCAAGACUUGUCUCAGACUGAUCGAUACUACAUUUCAUAUUUUACGACACGCCUGUGUCGCGAUCUUGUCUCUCAUGAUUUGCCAGAUAAUUGCAACCCCUUUCACAAGCUUGUGCCAAUGACCAGGUCGCAUCCUCUGCUGCACCACAUCAUCGUCGCUUCCUCCGCGGCGCAUAAAUCGAAUCUUGUGCGCUCGGCUCAGCCACCAUUUGUCCAAUCUGAUGGAAAAGUCAUCUACCAGCGUGGCGAGGCCUCGCAGCAGGCCCUCCAAGAAGCACUUGUCGCUAAACUCAAAGCGCUACGGCUGAUGCACGAAGCUGUCGCUAAUGUUGGCUCCGUUCCUGUCGAUAUUAUCUUUGCCGCUGCUUUGUUUUUCAUUUAUGUCGAAUUGCUGGAAUCAGGGAAGAAUGGGUGGAGGGCCCAUUUGGAGGGUGCCGGCCGACUGAUGUCUAUCAUGCAAACAAUUGACCCUCCAUUGCGUGAAUUACGAGAUUCGUUACUAUCCGAUUGCUUUUGUUACUUCGUGCUGUCAUCCGCAUUCACCCCUGAGGUAUCUUCAUUGCAGACAUAUUUCGACUCAGCUAAUAUACCGACCAUCUUGGAGAAGACCACGGCAAGUAGCUAUCUCUGCUGCCCGCCGGAGGUCUUGGAGAUCCUUUACGCUGCCUCUCAACUGUCCAAUGUCGUAACCGAAGAUGCCGAGACCGCUACAAAGAUCGCAUCAGAAGGCUUUACGCUACUCCACCGCGCUCAAAACUUCAAUGUUCGGGCAUGGGCUGUCGAAGUGCUCAAAAACAACUAUUACCUGGAAAAGGUGCUGGAGAGCCGGGUCAAUGUAGCUACAGUGCAUCGCCUUGCCGCCUCGGUGUAUAUCAUGCAGGCCAUUGAGCCCAUCGCCAACAGCUUGAGCGAAGAUAUCGUCGAUGCUGUGUAUCUGGAGAUGUUUUACUACUUGGAAAGGAUACCGCCCGAAGACCCAAAUUUCAAGGCGACAUCUUGGCCAACAUUUGUCGCUGGUGCAGGGGCAAAGGAUCCCCAGCGUCGGGCCUGGAUCAUUGACAGAUUUCAAAAAUUGUUGGUCACUACCCCUUGGGGGUUUAUGAACACCUGCAUGGAGACGCUUUCUAUCAUAUGGGGCCUGGAGGAAUCAGAGCAUCAAGGGAAGAACUGGAUUCAGGUCUUGAAAGACCCAAAGAUGAAUUUCUUGAUUGUCUGA
Clonostachys rhizophaga is the source of this 1602-nucleotide messenger RNA. The record is from the annotation of a GenBank genome assembly. NCBI's taxonomy places the organism in Eukaryota, Fungi, Ascomycota, Sordariomycetes, Hypocreales, Bionectriaceae.